Suillus discolor is the source of this 573-nucleotide messenger RNA. RefSeq names its product glutathione S-transferase. Gene Ontology annotation, cellular component: cytoplasm. The record is from RefSeq and is a predicted model, not a curated record. The coding region runs from base 1 to 573 and encodes 190 amino acids. The transcript is spliced from 6 exons. Lineage: Eukaryota; Fungi; Basidiomycota; Agaricomycetes; Boletales; Suillaceae. Gene Ontology annotation, molecular function: glutathione binding; glutathione transferase activity.
AUGGUCAAGUUAUACGGGUCUCCCACUUCCACAUGCACGCGCCUCGUCGCCCUCAUCUGCAAGGAAAAGAAUAUCCCAUAUGAGUUGAUCCAGGUCAACUUGGCCAAAGGCGAACAAAAGGCCGCGUCUUUCACGGCGAUCCAGCCGUUCGGACAGGUCCCAUACAUCGAUGACGACGGUUUUCUUCUAUACGAGUCUCGCGCGAUCGCAAGAUACCCCAUCAAGAAAUACCCCAACCAGGGCAGGGUGUUCAACUUCACCAGUUUCGUACAGCCAAUUGUCUUCGAAAAAGUGUUCAAGCCGCGCUUUGGUCUGCAAUCAAAUGAGGAACGUGUUAGCGAGCUGUUGAAGACACUCCAGGAGAAGUUGGAUGUGUACGAGGUUAUCCUCAGCAAACAAAAGUACCUUGCUGGUGAUUUUCUCACGCUCGCUGAUUUGACCCAUCUACCGUAUGGCACUGCGUUUUACACAAAUGGCUUUGCUGAGGUGUUUGACAGCAGGCCUAACCUUGCUAGGUGGUGGAAGGACAUCUCUAACAGGCCUGCUUGGCUCGCCGUCAAGGAUGGCGCGUAA